Molecule: messenger RNA, 480 nt
Organism: Oikopleura dioica
Lineage: Eukaryota; Metazoa; Chordata; Appendicularia; Copelata; Oikopleuridae
Source: the annotation of a GenBank genome assembly
AUGGCAACCGAAACCUCAAGCGAGUCGGACAGCGGAAACUUAUCUACAAAUCAGCUGAUGCUAAAAGAUCAAAGAUCACGAGCGAACUCACAAACAACCUGUCUCAUCUACAACAACAACAACUCAACUGUACUCAAUAAAGUGCUCUCAAGAUUUCAAUUUGAUGAUGAAGAGUUCUCCGCGAAAGGGUUGCUCAUUUCUGACCGAGGCUACUUGGAAGUUUAUCCUUACGACAAAUUGCAAGCAAAACGACAACGCAGCUGCAAAUGGAUGAAGAUCUCAAUGAAUACGAAAGUACCAGCUCCGAAAGCAGACCUCAACCUCAAAGAUUCGAUGGCAUAUCUUGAGAAAUACUACAAGUCCUCCUCAGCAGCUACAGCGAUUUCUUUUUUCACAAAGAGCGAGAAACUGACACAGAACUCCCGACCACUUCUGCUCACCAUGCUUAGUCACAAAGAAAACGACGCGAUCGUGAUUUAG